AAGGAAGAGAAAGGAACAAGGAGGGGGAAAGAUCAAGGAGGAGAACGACUCUCAGCUGCUUACAAACUCUUUUUCUCAGGUACCCACCCCACCUUUCUCUUUCUUUGUUAUCGGAAUGGACCCCUGCUUGGUUUUGGAAUGGAAAAGGACAAAGCUUUUAAAAUGCCUCAAGAAAAGGAGAAGGCUUUGACGUUUUCCUCUGUUUGGUUCUCGAGAAAAGAGUGGAAGUGAGGAAUAAAGCCUUUUGCUUUUCUUUUUGUGUGGCUGGUUGUGGAGAAAGUAUGCACGAGAAAUGAGGCACUGCUUAUUGUACGGAAGGUAAAAGGAGAAGGUGAUAAGGAAAAAAUGGUUGUUCCUUUGCUUGUGUGGAUGGAUAUAAGAGAGGGGGUGAGGAAGGUGGAAUAAUGACUGAGGAAAAGGGAUGAAAAUUCAAUUGCAUGUCUUUCUCUAAUGGGUUUGAUGCUCUGUGGCUAUGCAGAAACUCAAUGGGGAUUUUGUGUGUUAAGUUGGGUUUCAGAAAGGAGACUACAGACAACAUAUAGCCUCCUCUGUUUGGCCUCAGAAAAGGAAGGAAAACAAAAGGAAAAUAAGAUCUGGACCUUACGUCAUUUUUUUUUUGUUUGGUUUCCGGGAAAGGAAGUACAACCAAAACUGAGUCAAAUAGUGCUUCCAAAUACGUGUAAGACCAGAAUGUGUAGCGCUUAGGUUCGAACUCGUUAUUUAUUUCUUCUUUUAGGAAAUUUUAUAAGAAAUCAUUAGGACACACUAGAGAGCCACCGCCAUCAUCUGCCUUUAUCAACCCAAAACAACCCCAUCAAAUUCCCCAUACCCAACAGCUCUAAUCACCAUAACCGUGUGAUUUACUUUCACAUCUAGGAAAGCAGAAGGUAAAGAAAAAAAUUUGAAGGAAUCAAUCUCAAAUUUUCUUUAAUUCUUCUUUUUCCUCAUUAUAUUCUCAUCAUCCAAACAGCAGCUGAGGACUGAUGUCCUAUUUGCUUUGGACUACGGGCCCAAGUAGCCAUGCCAAGACAGUCCCAUAUUCCUGUGCCUCCUUGAUGCAAGCGAAGGCGCUUAGAGAAGCGGAAAUCCACAUUGUUGAUAUGCUUGCCAAGACAGUAGAAGGGUCCACUCCAGCUUCUGAGGAUAUUCAAAACUCCUUGAAGCGUACUACUUCAAAACCCCUUCCUCACAUUCAGGGAACAGAAAUUCACUCUACUGCUGCUCACUCAGUACCCAUCCAAACAUUAAGAGAUGAUUUCCUUCUGUCGGUGUUUUCUAAACCACCAAUGGUUUCUCCAGUGACACCCUCAAGAUACACUACUCGACAUGCAAAAAUGGUUGCCCGCCAGCGUGCUUCCUUAAGGCACAUCAUUUCUCAGGAGUUUGAAGGGAACCACUUAUCUGCUUCUCCCAUGGAACCCCUUGAAGCUAUGCCAAGGGAUUCCUCUCAUGCCCCCUCAACGUACUACAGACGACAUGCAACAACGGUUCUUCACAAGCAUGCCAACUUAAGCUCAGUCUCUACUCAGGGGUCAGGGGAAAAACACCCAGGUGGUCCUGCCUCUUUACUUCUUGAAGCUGCAAUUGGCAACCCAGCGCCCAUAGGUCCUGUACCUUUUGCUGCUACCACAAAUGGCAGAGAGCAUAUUCCAUUAGGGGAGGUGACCACAGCAUCAAAUAUCUUUGAGAACAGGCCAGAAGAGAGUACCCACAAUCAGGAGCAAGAGAAUGUGCAUCUAAGCCAAUCUCUCACCCUUAGCCUGUCAGAGAUGGCUGGUUUGUGGGAUGAUGGCACAUCUGGUGACAGUGGGGUGGGAUUUCUUGCAGUUGAUUCUUCUUCAGUAAUGGUGGGUGAAUAUAGAGUGAAGGAAGAAUUUGCGCCUAUUCUCAGGGCUGUUCUUUUGAAGCAUGGUGACAUUGCUGCAAACUGCUCCUUGCAAACUAUGCAAUCCCGUUCAUCUUUCUUAGAGAUUGUCUGUGCCAUUGUCCACAAAUUGCAAACGACCAGCCUCCCAUAUCUCACACGAGUUGAGAUCAAUUGCAUGCUUGCAAUUGUUGUGGAUCUUGAACUUGUAAGGAUAGAAGUUGGCUGGCUUCAUCAGAGGCUGAAAGAGAUUCUUGAUGCAAUGCAUCUGGUCAAGCAUUUUACCACCUUGAAAGAGGAACAAAAGAAAAAACAUUACCUCAUGGAGGAGACCAAGAAAGAGUUGGAAGCACUACAAGAAAAGGUUCAUUUGACUGAGGAUAAGCUGGCGGCAAUGAAGGCCGAGGCUUACAAAUUUAGUGAAACCAUCUCAGAUGCCAAGAUCAAGGUGGCGCACUUGUACCAAAGGCCCUUACUUGCUGACCUGCUUUGAUUUUCCCUCCCACCUUUCUCAUAUCUCUCACACAUUAUGUUGGAAGUCAAGCGAGUAAGGUACUGCAUGGAACUCUUCCAUUCAGGGUAGAACUCUCUGUAAAUUAACUUGAAACCUUGGCCAAUGUAUAACCUUAGGCACUGCAUAGAACUUUACCAAUGGAAGGCACUCCAUAAAACUCUCUCUAUAUACCUUCUUGCCUAUUUAGAAAAACAAAAAAGAAAAAGGGAAAAAAAAAAAAAUGCAUCAAAACAUCAAUGUCCUCUUUAAAGAUCGGAGGCAACUAAUGUCCUCUUUCUCCAAUAUCAAAACAUGCAUCAAUAUAGAUAUUUCAUAUGCCAAUGCUUCCAUCUGGGCCAAAAAUUAUUUUAUGUUUCUUGUAAGAUCCUCACUUAUGAUCUAUACCUUAGAAAUUUGUGGUUGUUGUUGAGAAAAUUUUGAAAUACGUUCCUUUGGAUCUCCAGAUUCCUGUAAUUAUUGGGGUUGACAGUCUGUUUGAUUACCUAGAAGACAGUAAGUGGGAAAAAUACCCUGCAAUAUUCGAGCAUGUUGAGCAUGUACUGCAUGUUAUAUGAGUUACUAAGUUUCAUUUCA
Messenger RNA from Vitis riparia (riverbank grape), 2951 nucleotides. RefSeq lists its product as uncharacterized. NCBI's taxonomy places the organism in Eukaryota, Viridiplantae, Streptophyta, Magnoliopsida, Vitales, Vitaceae. Bases 984 to 2357 code for a protein of 457 amino acids. The transcript has 4 exons. The record is from RefSeq and is a predicted model, not a curated record.